CUCUUUUUUUAGGGCUUUCUCGCUGCGGGUGAGGGCUGAGGCGGCCAAGAUCUUCCUUGGCUUUCUCCCUAUAUCUGCAAAAUUUAAACAAAAUUGAUAGUCUUGAUAGUAAAAUUUUCUCUUCGGGUUUGUAUCUUUGGUAAGGAUUUUAGAGGUAUUCAGGUGAUUUUUCUUGCGUAGAUAACAAUGGAGGCAGAUUCUUGGAGCCGUUUAUUCUCUGCUUCUUCAAAGCGCCAUCAAUUAUGCCAGCAAUCCCGAUACGAUCUCUACCUCGGUGCAGAAGAGGUUGAUGGCAUCGACGAUGACUCUCGUGCUGAGUUUUCCUGCCCGUUUUGCGCCGAGGAUUUCGAUAUCGUAGGGCUUUGUUGCCAUAUUGAUGACGAGCAUCCGCAGGAGGCGACAAGUGGGAUUUGUCCAAUAUGUGCAUCAAGAGUUGGCAUGGAUUUGGUUGGGCACCUAACAAUGGAACAUGGAAAUUUUUUUAAGGUUCAAAGGAGGAGAAGGUUUAGGAGAGGCAUGUUGGGCUCUCAUUCUACUCUUUCGCUUCUAAGAAAAGAGCUUAGGGAUGCCAAUGCUCAGGCCCUUAUUGGGGGUUGGUCCCAUUCAAGUGCUCCACCUUCUGCAGCACCUGAUCCUUUGCUGUCAUCCUUGAUUUACACAUUGCCUGUUGCUAAUUCUUCAAAUGACAUAUUACCUGAAUCGCCUGAUGAGGGAGCCCUUGCAAGUGAUCAUUCAGAAAAACUGGCUGUUGAAAGCUCAAAGCCAUGUUUAUCUGACAAGGAGCAUGAGGAAAGAACUCGCAAGUGUGAGUUUGUUAGGGGGCUUGUCCUAUCCACAAUAUUUGAGGACAUCGUAUGAACUUGGGUUGCCAUUCCUCUUGAUGGCAGCUAUCUGCCGCUCAUUGGUCUCUUCGAGAAAUAAGCAUUUUAGAUGCAGCUGUGUAUGUAAAUGCCAGUAGAAAGAGAAACACGUUUUAUUAUGUAUUAUAUAUGUUGUUUUAGUAGUAUGAAUAUUUCAAUGAAACUUAAUUUUAUCUUUAUAUAGUUAUCAUUAAAUCA
Molecule: messenger RNA, 1058 nt
Organism: Dendrobium catenatum
Lineage: Eukaryota; Viridiplantae; Streptophyta; Magnoliopsida; Asparagales; Orchidaceae
Product: protein DEHYDRATION-INDUCED 19 homolog 2
Exons: 5
Coding region: 187-858 (223 amino acids)
Source: RefSeq, a predicted model, not a curated record